AUGGCCGCAAAGUCAGUAAAAGAGCCAAAGAAGGCUCGCGAAACGAGGUCAGAAAGCGAAUCAAGUUCAUCUGCCGAGUCAAGUUCCAGAGCCGAGAAGUCUUCCAGUUCUAGUUCAGAGCAAUCCGACAGCUCUGAUAAUGAAAGCACGGUGUCUUCCGAUGAUAAGUCCAAGAAGCAGAAUGGACAGUCAGCCAAAAAACCUUCAAAAGCACGCACUUUCGGCGCCUCGCAGCAAUACAAACCACCUUUCGGCUUCAAGUCCGCCAAAAACCAGCCCGUCUCUUCCACUACAACUUCCACCCUGUCGAACCUAGCCGGAAAGCAAAUUUUCCACAUCACUGCGCCUGCCUUCCUCCCGCUGUCAAAGAUCAAGGAGGUUUCGUUAGCUGGAGCCCUCAAGGGUGAGCCGAUUUUGAAGCAUGGAGGAAAGAACUUCGGGAUUCCCGCCGAUAGUCUGGCGCACGCCCAAGCAGGUGCCAGCGGGCAGACGCUCUUCCUCUACGACGCUAAGGCGCAAACAUAUCACGGCACCGUAACGAACGUUCCUACCUACCGUAUCCAGGAGAUGAUUGAACUUCCCGGCGGCGCAGAACUCGAAGAAGCGAGCCUCAAAUCCGCAAAGGCUCUGGAGAAGCCGCCAAGAAAGCAACCCAAGCAUCUGAAGAUGCGCUUCCGACCUGUGGGGAGCGGUUAUGCUCCGCCGGAGACAUUGGGGUCAAGCUCUGAGGAGUCGGAAGGGGAGGAGCCUACUUUGAAGCCGCAGGCAAUUGAGAAGGAGAAGGAGAGGAAGAGGAAGCAUCUGCAGACGGAGGGGGAUGAUACACAGGCCGCCGGAUUGCCCAGGAAGAAGUCUAAGAAGCAUUCUUCUGGCGAUGGUGAAGCUGGCGAAGAGAAGAGUAAGAAGAGCAAGGAUCGGGAUGGGAAGAAGCGAAAGAAGGAGAAGGCUUGA
Molecule: messenger RNA, 951 nt
Organism: Aspergillus mulundensis
Lineage: Eukaryota; Fungi; Ascomycota; Eurotiomycetes; Eurotiales; Aspergillaceae
Product: DNA-directed RNA polymerase I subunit RPA34
Exons: 2
Coding region: 1-951 (316 amino acids)
Biological process (GO): transcription by RNA polymerase I
Source: RefSeq, a predicted model, not a curated record